AUCAAAGCGACUCCUUCCAGCCUCCAGGUCAGUCUCUCUCUCUCUUUCUCUCUCUCUCUCCUCUCUUUUCUUCCUCCUCCUUCCUCUUUUCUUUCUUUUUCUUCACAAACCCUAGUUUCUUUCUUUCUUCUUCAUUUUUUUUUUCUUUUUCCUUUUUCACAAACCCAGAUUCUUUCUUUCUUCUUCAUCUAUUUUUUUUUUGUUUUUUUUUCGUUUUCCUUUUUCAAAACCCCAGUUUCUUUCUUUUUCUUUUCUCUCUCCUUUGUUUUUUUUUUCCCCCGUUUUUCACUAACCCCAGUUUCUUUCUUCUUCAUCUAUUUUUUAUUUUUUGUUUUUUGUUUUCCUUUUUCAAAACCCCAAAUUCUUUCUUUUUCUUUUCUCUCUCUCCCCCCCCCCCCCCUCUCCACUAACCCCAGUUCACAAACCCGUCUUCUUCUUUUCUGGUAUUUUUCCUUUUUUACAGACCUUAAUUUCUUUCCUAAUUUCUUUCUUCUGCUUCUUCUUCUUCUUCUCUGUUGUCUUUAUUCUUGCUUUAAAUUUUAGCUUGUGUGAGUCGUGACUUAUUGACCUGUAAAUGAAUUGGAUUUCAUCUUUGAUUUAAUUUCAGCUAUUGCAUAUGACUUAUGAAUCUGUAGCAAAUAGGAAUUCAUUUUUUCUUUGCUGACUGUUCUUUCUUUGCUGACUGCUGUAAGUAUGGAUUUUUUUUCUUUUCUUUUUAUGUCUAGGGAAUUAGACAUGUCAUUGUCUACAUCAGUUGCUAGUUGUACUCCUCAAUUCGAACAAGAUGAUAACAAACCACUUUGGAACUAUGUCACACAAUUAGAAAAAAUUGGUGGUGGAGGAGGAAAUUUUUUAUUCAAAUGCCACUUUUGUAAUAACGAAUUCAGGGGGUCUUAUACAAGAGUUAAAGCCCACUUGUUGCAGAACACUGGUAUGGGUAUUCGUAUAUGUCCAAAAGUCACAUAUCAGAAUAUUGCAGAAAUGCAAAAAGCAAUUGAAGAAGCCGAAUUGAGAAUUAAAAAUUCUAAACCAAAAAAAGUUCCUUUGCCGCCGUCUAGUGCAUCAUUGGGUGGUACUACUAGUCUCACUCAGGAGGCUUAUGUACCAAAGAAAAGAAAGGCAAGUGGGGGUGCCAUUGGGAAGGCAUUUAAUAAUGAGGCUCGGGAACAAUUGCACUCAGAGAUUGCUAGGAUGUUUUAUUCCGCAGGAUUGCCGUUUCAUCUAGCAAGAAACCCGUAUUAUGUGAGUUCAUACAACUAUGCUGCAAAUAAUCCUCUGUCAGGUUAUUUGCCUCCGGGUUAUAAUCUAUUGAGAACCACUCUACUUCAAAAAGAAAAGGCAAAUAUUGAUAGAUUAUUGCAACCAAUUAGGAGUACAUGGAAGGCAAAGGGUGUUAGCAUUGCAAGUGAUGGUUGGAGUGAUCCACAAAGGCGGCCUUUAAUUAAUUUUAUGGCUAUGACAGAAGGAGGUCCCAUGUUUUUGAAAGCUGUUGAUUGUUCCGGUGGAAUUAAAGACAAGUUUUUCAUUUCCAAUUUGUUGAAGGAAGUCAUAAAUGAGGUUGGCCCCCAAAAUGUGAUCCAAGUAAUUACAGACAAUGCCCCAAAUUGCAAGGCUGCUGGACAACUAAUUGAAGGGCAAUUUCCUCACAUUGUUUGGACACCUUGUGUGGUCCAUACUCUUAAUCUUGCCCUCAAAAAUAUUUGUGCUGCAAAAAAUGUGGAAAAGAAUGAAAUUGCAUAUGCAGAGUGUGGUUGGAUUCUUGAUUAUGCUGAUGAGGUUACAAUAAUAAAGAAUUUCAUCAUGAACCAUUCAAUGAGAUUAGCUAUUUUCAAUGAGUUUGUCAGCUUGAAGUUGCUUUCAGUUGCAGAGACACGCUUUGCUUCUGUUAUUGUGAUGAUGAAAAGAUUUAAACUUAUAAAAGGUGGUCUCCAAGCAAUGGUCAUAAGUGACAAGUGGACUUGCUAUAAGGAGGAUGAUGUAGGAAAGGCCGAUUAUGUGAGAGAGAAGCUGUUGGAUGAACAAUGGUGGGGAAAGAUUGAUUAUAUCCUUUCCUUUACUUCACCUAUUUAUGACAUGCUAAGGGCUUGUGAUACCGAUAAGCCUUGUCUUCACUUAGUUUAUGAUAUGUGGGAUACAAUGAUUGAAAAAGUGAAGAUGGCAAUAUAUAGGUAUGAAAGAAAGCGACAAAGUGAAAGUUCUUCCUUUUAUGAAGUGGUGCAUGGGAUACUUGUAGCUCGUUGGAACAAGAACAAUACUCCGCUUCAUUGCUUGGCACAUUCACUAAAUCCAAGGUACUAUAGUGAUGUGUGGCUUAGUGAAGACCAAAGUCGAGUUCCACCACACAAGGAUUUAGAGGUCUCAAGAGAGAGAACAAGGUGCCUUAAAAAAUACUUUAGUGACCCACAAGAGCAUUCAAAAGUCCAAUUGGAGUAUGCUAAUUUUUCAUCAAACUCGGGGGAAUUUGGGGAGAGUGAUUCUAUAUGUGAUAGAUAUACCAUGGAUCCUAAAAGUUGGUGGGUUGUACAUGGUUCAUAUGGUCCCUUGCUUCAAGAGUUAGCUUUGAAGUUGCUUGUCCAGCCUUCUUCCUCCUCAUGUUGUGAGAGGAACUGGAGUACUUAUUCUUUUAUUCACUCAUUGAGAAGGAACAAGAUGGCGCCACAACGGGCUGAAGAUUUGGUUUUCAUUCAUAGUAAUCUCCGUCUUCUGUCAAGGAGAACCCCACAGUACAAUGAAGGACGAACGAAGAUGUGGGAUAUUGCAGGAGAUGCAUUUGAUUCAUUUGGUGAUGUUGGGGUGCUUGAGGUUGCAAACCUCUCACUUGAUGAGCCAGAAUUAGAGGCGGUAUUAUUUACCGAUGAUGGAAGUGUUAAUGAUGAUGAGAUUCAUGAGACAAUUGAUGAUGAACAACAAUAGAUGAAUGCUGAUAUGUUUUUUUUUUUUUUUGUUUUGGACUACCCUUUUGGUAUUGUAAAUGGUAAAGUCCUAGGUCAAAUGAUGGAUGGGAAUAGAUGAUAGUACACUGACUUGUUUUUGUAUCUUUUUUGGGACUAGCCUUUAGGUUUUUGUGAAUGUUAAGUGCUAACAGUACAGUCCUGAAUGUUAAACAAUCAUGAAUGUUAAUAGUCCUUUCAGUCUAUGCUUUUGUAUUUGGAGUAAAGUUGCAAUGAUGAUUAAAUGAUACUAGUUAUUAUUCUAAUAUCUUGUUUUUUAUUUGGUUUUAUAACUCUGCAACAUUGUUCUUUUAUAGUUUAUUAGUUAUAAGUUAUGAUUUGUAUAUAUUUUCCAUUGUGAGGUUGAUGAAAAAUAGUAACACUUGGUAAUUUUUAAAGUACUACAUCAUAUAUAUAUAUAUAUACACUAUUCGCCGUGUCCGUGUCCUAAUUUUUUUGGAUUUGCCGUGUCGCCGUGUCCGUGUCGUGUCGUAUCCGUGUCCCGUAUCCGUGUCCGUGCU
Cornus florida is the source of this 3451-nucleotide messenger RNA. RefSeq lists its product as uncharacterized. The transcript has 2 exons. The coding region runs from base 694 to 2913 and encodes 739 amino acids. Gene Ontology annotation, molecular function: protein dimerization activity. The record is from RefSeq and is a predicted model, not a curated record. Lineage: Eukaryota; Viridiplantae; Streptophyta; Magnoliopsida; Cornales; Cornaceae.